GUAGUUAUAUUCUCUCAUUCAGCAGGCGAGAGAGACAGAGAGGAGGAGGAGAGGAAGAAUGAAUAGUCAUCCCUUUGAACAUUAAAACUGCGUAGUUUACAUAGUUUCCCUUAGUGCUGUUCAAUUCCUCAAACUUUUGAUUCAUCAUUUGAUUUCAUUCUCCAGAAAAAACAGCUUUUCUACGGAAUGGCGAUUUCUAUCACAGCAGCUUUGAGCCUGCUGCUGGCUUUGACAAGUAUACAACUCAAUGAUCUAACGGAAGCAUGCACUUGCAUGCCAAACCAUCCCCAGGACGCUUACUGCAACUCUGACAUAGUGAUCCGGGCAAAAGUGGUUGGGAAGAAACUGCUGAAGGAUGGACCUUUUGGUACAAUGCGCUACACCAUUAAACAGAUGAAGAUGUACCGUGGUUUCAACAAAACGCACCAUGUUCAGUAUAUCUAUACGGAAGCUGCAGAGAGUCUGUGUGGUGUCCGGCUUCAGGUGAACAAGUUCCAGUAUCUCAUCACAGGAAGAGUUUAUGAUGGGAAAGUCUACACUGGAGUGUGUAAUUUCAUUGUGCCAUGGGAGAGAUUGACCCUGUCACAACGUAAGGGUCUUAAUCAUCGUUACCAGCACGGUUGUAAUUGUAAGAUCAAACCUUGUUAUUACCUGCCAUGUUUUGUGACAGCAAAGAAUGAGUGCCUGUGGACCGAUAUGUUGUCUGACCAGGGAUACAUGGGUCACCAAGCUAAGCACUAUGUAUGCAUCCGGCAAAAGGAAGGUUACUGCAGUUGGUACAGAGGUGCGGCACCCCCAGACAAAACCAGGAUCAACGCCACAGACCCAUGAAAGGGAAUGUCCUCUGUAAACAUGCUGGCUAGCAAGGACGGCCAUCUUGUGUGACACAGCCAUGAUGUAAUGCCUGUCUAUUCCCAGCAUUAGCACAUCAAACACAGGCUUCUAGGCCAUUUUCCUGUUUUCUCAGAAUUAUUCUUAGUUUGUCCAAUGCAUGGGCCAUUUGUCUCCAUACCAAUCAAUCUUGCUUCAGACAUGCUCUUUGCAGCAAAAAAAAAUCAAUGAGCUUUCGGUAUAUUUUACUAUCAGUGUCCUGUGCCAUAUGCAAAUGCUACUGCCCUUUAUAAAUGUGGCGUACAGGCGGCUCAAAGGUUUCAGGCAAAGCUAAUUUUUUUUCAUUUUUUAAAAUUUUUUUUCUAUAGAGAUGUUCAAAUUCCAACACUAUUUGGUGUUAAAGAGAUCACUUAUUUGGCAUUAGAAUGCCUUUUUAAAAUACAUAACAGAAAUUAAAAUACAUAACCAAACACUGCUGUGAGGGAAAUAAAACCCUAUAAUCUGCCUGGUGUAUGUCUGAAAGGCGAUUUUCUCUAUAUGCUUGAAAUUAUUUCAGUUUUAGAAAAAUUGCACUACACCCCUGUUCAUGACCUGGAGAGUCAGUCUCAACAUCACUAAGCCCGUUAGAGAGAGACCGACUUGCUGCAUUUACAUAACUGACAAUAGCUCCACUGUAUAAACAGCAGAAAGCCACCUCCAGAUUUUUGUUUUCUCUACUGCCAGUGGGAUAAAGGAACAUCAAUAUUGUCAUUGCCUUACUUACGCUGUGGCGAGCAGGCAGAAGGAGGAGAUCUGCUCUCCUACCAGUGGAUCUAAGUACCUUUUAGUGAAAAGCUGAGGUGCCAUGCAAUAAAAGGUACUAGUUUCCUAACUGUUUUGAAGAAAAGGGUGCAGUUGUAGAAUCCCGAAACUCAAACUAUUGGCUAAAAUUUCAAUCCUAUAUAAUAAAAUUGUAUAAGACUUUAUAACUGCAUUCUCUUCUCACAUUCCACUUUAUACUGGGUAGAAUUUCAGUGGAAAAUCUUUGAAGGCCUACCACUGUUUCUCCAUCCAAUUUCUGAUGCCCAUCACCCAGACCACCAGUGCCACCUCCUCUUUUCUCCUUGAUGCAUUCAAUUGCCAACAGGAGAGUGGGGUCCAAUGUCCCAAAGAAUUUCCUAUCUUUCCACAGAACAUUUCUCAGGUCAUCAUGUUGUAGAAUGCAGCGUAUACCCACCAAGAGAGCAAAUAAAAUUGACAACCAACCUGCAUUGAAAUAAAAUCUUUAAUGAAACAUUCCCUAACUACUUCAGCAGCAGAAGAAACAAAAUAAGGGCUAUGAUAAGUGCAACUUUUAAAACUUACUGGAGCUGUUACAUAAUGACAAAGCCCCUAUGCUCACAAAGAACGUUUUGUGCCUGAGACAAAAAGGGUCAUUUUUUUCUCAUCUGUUGAACAUUUCUACUGAACUAUUUGUACCACCAGUUAGAAAGUACAGCAGUACCACCUGAUGUGAGUAAACUAGGAUGCUAUAACUGUUUUGUGUUGGACAAUAUAAAUAACUGUCAUCUGGCUUUGCAGAACCCACCCCACCCCUCCCCCACACACCACCACUUUACCACUGAUUAUUAAAUCCCAGACUGCUUCUUAUAUUUUACAUUGGUGGCAACAUCAAUCAAUGGACAUUCUGAAAGAAAUCAUCUAUAAAUUUGGAGCAUGAAUAAAACAUGUACCUAUAUAUAACUCUUUGCAAAAAUGUAUUGAUUACUGACAUAAGCUAUAUUUUAUACAGUACACUUCUGUAUGAGUGGGCAUUUCAUUCCUAUGAAUAUAUAUAAUUGCAUUGAAAAAGUAUUGUCAUAUGUGGAUAAUGUGCUUUUCAAAGCUGGACAAGUAAGAGACAGAAUGUUGGUGGGGAACAAGGUAAUUAAAAGUUCUUUUUAAAUGUUGUUUCAUUUGAUGUACCUUUGUAAAAUUAGUUGAUUUCCCUGAGUUUGCCUGGUUUGUGUAAAUAUACGUGCAUGUGUCUACCUACACUUUAGAUAGAGUGGGUUGUCUGUGUGUGUGUUUGUGUGUAUCUGUGAGUCAAUUAAUCUAUCUGCCCAAUAACAGCAUGAUUUAAUGGCUGAAGGAACUUCGAAAGAGCGAGAAACCAAUUAAAUGAAAUAAACCUUUCUUGGAGGAAUGGACUUAUCACAAAAAUUACAUGGUUUGCAGAUUUUUGUGCAGUAUUUGUGCAUUUUAUAUUUCAUGAAUGUAAGUUCUUUAAAAAAACUUUCCAACGUCACUUUUACAGUGUCCUCCAAACAGUAAAAAUACUAUUAUUUCUAUCACAAUAA
Stegostoma tigrinum is the source of this 3149-nucleotide messenger RNA. Its product is annotated as metalloproteinase inhibitor 3. The transcript has 5 exons. NCBI's taxonomy places the organism in Eukaryota, Metazoa, Chordata, Chondrichthyes, Orectolobiformes, Stegostomatidae. Gene Ontology annotation, cellular component: extracellular matrix. Gene Ontology annotation, molecular function: metalloendopeptidase inhibitor activity; protease binding. The record is from RefSeq and is a predicted model, not a curated record. The coding region runs from base 187 to 831 and encodes 214 amino acids. Gene Ontology annotation, biological process: negative regulation of endopeptidase activity; negative regulation of membrane protein ectodomain proteolysis.